GAAGUUUCCAGAGACCUGUUCGGCUGUUGAGAAGUUCGCGUUCAAGACUGAGGACCCAAACCACUUGCCAAAAUGUGUAAGGGACUGGCAGCGCUGCCGCACUCGUGCCUGGAAAGGGCCAAGGAGAUCAAGAUCAAGUUGGGAAUUCUCCUCCAGAAGCCAGACUCUGCUGUUGACCUUGUCAUUCCAUAUAACGAGAAGCCGGAGAAGCCAGCCAAGACCCACAAGCCCUCGCUGGAUGAGGCCCUGCAGUGGCGCCAUUCCCUGGACAAGCUUCUCCAGAACAACUAUGGACUUGCCAGCUUCAAAGGUUUCCUGAGAUCUGAGUUCAGUGAGGAAAACCUUGAGUUCUGGGUUGCCUGUGAGGAUUACAAGAAGAUAAAAUCCCCAGUCAAAAUGGCGGAGAAGGCAAAGCAAAUUUAUGAGGAAUUCAUCCAGACAGAGGCCCCUAAAGAGGUGAACAUCGAUCAUUUCACUAAAGACAUCACCAUGAAGAACCUGGUGGAACCGUCCCCGAGCAGUUUUGACCUAGCCCAGAAAAGAAUCUACGCCCUGAUGGAGAAGGAUUCGCUGCCCCGUUUUGUGCGCUCCAAGUUUUAUAAGGAGCUAAUCAAGUAGUCAGCUGGUCAAUUGUCAGAUUACCAGGCUUCAAAAAUCACCCUGUGAGUUGACGUCUAUCCUCUGUAGUAACACAGCAUCUCCCAAGCACCUGCACAUUUUCCCAUAGCAGCUUUGCUCCAAGAUACCCAAAAAAAGGCAACCCCUAGACUGUUGCCAAUUCUUUGGCUCAUGUUGGUUCAGAUGUGGAUCUGUGGUCUACUAAAGGCCUUUGCUUCCAUCUCUUCCUUCUGACUGCUUUGUAAUGAAGGUCUGUCCACCAAGUUUCUGUCAGCCCGAGUCACAGAAAAAUAUACUGCUUACCAUAAAGCCGUCUG
Molecule: messenger RNA, 935 nt
Organism: Microtus oregoni (creeping vole)
Lineage: Eukaryota; Metazoa; Chordata; Mammalia; Rodentia; Cricetidae
Product: regulator of G-protein signaling 5
Exons: 1
Coding region: 73-618 (181 amino acids)
Source: RefSeq, a predicted model, not a curated record